This is a messenger RNA of Cladophialophora yegresii CBS 114405, 3021 nucleotides long. RefSeq lists its product as uncharacterized. NCBI's taxonomy places the organism in Eukaryota, Fungi, Ascomycota, Eurotiomycetes, Chaetothyriales, Herpotrichiellaceae. Gene Ontology annotation, biological process: rRNA catabolic process. The transcript is spliced from 2 exons. Gene Ontology annotation, molecular function: RNA binding; endonuclease activity; 3'-5'-RNA exonuclease activity. The record is from RefSeq and is a predicted model, not a curated record. Gene Ontology annotation, cellular component: nuclear exosome (RNase complex); cytoplasmic exosome (RNase complex). The coding region runs from base 1 to 3021 and encodes 1006 amino acids.
AUGAAGAGCCUCAAGAGAGGUCUAGCCGCUGAUCCGAGUGCCGCCAAUAUCUCCACCAAGGUCUACAUCAGAUCGACAAAGAGCGGCAGAGUCCAGAAGAUCGUGAGAGAACAAUAUUUGAGGAAGGACAUUCCCUGCUCUUCGCAGCUAUGCACGACCUGCGCUUCGACUGCAGCUGGCAGCGCCAACGGACUAGUCCCCAAACUCGUUCUCUCGAAGCGGCCGAGUGCCACGAAAGUCUACCCGAAUGGCCACUACCUCAUCCCGGAUACAAAUGUACUGCUCAGUGGCAUGGAUCUCUUUGAAGAGCCCAAUCAUUUCCGCGACACCAUCAUACUGCAGACGGUGCUGGAAGAGUUGAAGAACAGGAGUCUUCCUCUUUACAACAGACUAAUGUCCUUGACACAGUCCGAGGACAAGCGUUUCUAUCUCUUCUUCAAUGAGUUCCGUUCGGAAACGGCAGUCCGACGAGCAGACGGCGAGACAGUCAAUGACCGAAACGACAGAGCCGUAAGGAAAGCCGCGGCGUGGUACAUGACUCAUCUGGCCCAGGUCACAAGGAAGCCUCCCACCAUUGUGGUAAUCACGAACGACCAGGAAAACCGAAAACGGGCAAAGGCAGAGCAUAUGAAUGCGGUUUCACUGCGAGAGUAUGUCGCAGGCCUGGAGGAUGCCGAUCGGUUGCUUGACAUGGUCAGUCAAAGUGCCGAGAGCCGGGAAGCUCGAGAAGUGCAAAGCGAAAUGAUCUAUCCGGAAUAUUACUCGAUGUCAAGAAUGAUGACGGGCAUAAAAGCCGGGACACUGCAUCAAGGGGUCUUCAAAGUGUCUACCUACAAUUACCUCGAAGGGACAGUCAAGGUACCGGCUUUCGAAAAACCGUUACUAAUCCUCGGAAGAGAGAGCAGCAAUCGAUCAGUGUCGGGCGACGUGGUCGUGGUCGAAAUCCUGCCAAAGGAGCAGUGGAAAGCACCGUCUACUCAAAUUCUCGACGAGGAGACUGUCAACAAGGACGACAACCCCGAAGACGAAGAGCAAGAAGAAACCGUCGUUACUGAGAACGAGAGACGAGCUCUUCAGGACGACGUUCGACGCGCUCACACCGCAGGAGGAGAGACAAAAGCGCAGCCCACUUGCAGAGUGGUGGGUAUCAUGAAGAGAAACUGGAGACAACUUGUUGGAACAAUUGAUGCUGCUUCUGGGACUUCUGGGAACCGACAAACGACCGUAUUCCUUGUCCCGAUGGACAAGCGCAUUCCAAAGAUACGUAUUCGAACUCGUCAGGUCGAUGAGUUGAUUGGCAGGCGUAUCCUUGCCACGAUCGAUUCGUGGGAACGAGACACGAGAUAUCCAGUUGGUCACUACAUCCGCUCGCUGGGUGAGCUAGAAACCAAGGAGGCUGAGACCGAAGCAUUACUUCUCGAGUACGACGUCCAGUAUCGCCCGUUCCCAAAGGCUGUUUUGGAUUGCUUGCCUGCAGAAGGGCACGAUUGGAAGGUGCCAGACGAUCCUUCAGAUCCAGGGUGGAAAGGUCGAAAAGAUCUUCGGCACCUGCUCGUCUGCUCCAUCGAUCCACCCGGAUGUCAGGACAUUGAUGACGCUUUGCACGCAAGACCGCUGCCAAACGGAAACUUUGAGGUCGGCGUCCACAUUGCGGACGUCUCUCACUUUGUCAAGCCCAAUAACGCGAUGGACGAUGAAGCUUCUGCUCGAGGCACAACCGUGUAUCUCGUCGACAAGAGAAUCGACAUGCUGCCACCAUUACUGGGUACUGACUUGUGCUCGCUCAAACCGUACGUUGAGAGGUACGCGUUUUCCACGCUUUGGGAAAUCACUCCAGGUGCUGAAAUCGUGUCUUCUUCCUUCACCAAAUCUGUCAUCCUGUCUAAAGAAGGCUUCUCGUAUGAGCAAGCUCAGAAACGGAUAGAUGAUCCAAAUGCUACUGAUCAGCUUACUGAGGGCAUGCGGGCUCUGCUGUCCUUGUCUCAGAAGUUACGUCAAAAACGAAUGGAUGCGGGCGCAUUGAACCUGUCCAGCCCAGAAGUCAGAAUCGAAGCAGACAGCGAGUCUUCCGACUCUUUGGCCGACGUCAAGACGAAAGCACAUCUGGCCACCAACUCACUUGUGGAGGAAUUCAUGCUUCUAGCCAACAUCACGGUGGCACAAAAGAUCCAGUCAGUCUUUCCUCAAACUGCUCUACUGCGACGACAUGCAGCACCACCAGCCACGAAUUUCGCAGACCUUGGCGAGCAACUGAAACGGAUGCGCGGUUUGGAGCUGGACGUAUCAAGCUCCAAGGCACUUGCCGAUUCUUUGGACCGCUGCGUCGAUCCCCGACAUCCUUUCUUCAAUACACUGAUUCGGAUCAUGGCAACCCGAUGCAUGACUUCGGCCGAGUACUUCUGCAGCGGAUCUCACGCGGAACCUGAAUACCGCCAUUAUGGGUUAGCUAGCGAGAUAUACACCCACUUUACCAGCCCUAUCCGAAGAUACGCCGACUUGCUAGCCCAUCGCCAGUUGGCCUACGCUAUCGGCUAUGACGGUCAAGGAAGCGAGAUUGUCGACUAUGACCUGCGCAACAAGGGCAAGCUGGAGCGAGUCUGCCAGAAUCUGAACUUCAGACACCGAAACGCUCAGUUGGCCGGCCGAGCGAGCAUUGAAUACUAUGUCGGACAAGCACUCAAGGCACGUGCGGAGAAAUCUCCUGACACUCCCAUCGAUGUCGAUGGAUAUGUGAUGCGAGUGUUUGAGAACGGAAUCGUGGUCUUUGUCCCGCAAUUUGGAAUCGAAGGGCUAGUCCGGCUUGAUGAUUUCCGGCUGAAGUCCGGGGAUGCACGACACAGAGAGAGCAAUUUCAACGCUGAUGCGUAUCAACUCACGGUAUUUGAGAAAGGCCACGAGCAGGAUGGUGUUACGGUAGAGUUAUUCCAGCAGCUCAAGGUCCGAGUGAGCUCCGAAGAGAAAAGCGGCGCGCGGGAGAAGGGAAAGAGAAGAGUCCGGAUCGUAGCGCUGUCUGGGUCGUAG